UAUUGAUCUAGUUGUAAUCUUCACUUCCGGUUUUUAUUUUCGCAGUGAAAACGACAACAGAAAUCCAUUGGAAUUGCGAAAAUUUUGCAACUAGUCUUAGUGAGAGUGUUUUAGAAGAUGGGUUCUUCCAAAAAACAUAAGGAGAAAGAUAAGGACAGGGAGCACAAGAAGAAAAGAAAACACCGAUCUCGAUCUCGUUCCAAAGAGAGGAAAAGACAUCGACAUGAUCGGGAUAGAGAACAUUCGGACCGCGACAAAUACCGACGAGAAGAAGACUAUCUUGAGAGUGAUGAUUAUUACCCAAAAGAACUUGAAGAUGUUGAAAUUAAGAUAUCAUCAAAAGGAUCGCACACAACAGAGGCUCCAGCUACUGGAGGGUCUAGCGGAGAUGUCUCGUUAAGCAUAGAGGAGACAAACCGUAUUAGAGCCAAAUUAGGAUUGAAGCCUCUAGAAGUUGGUGGUAAAAAAGAGAAAAAACACACUGAAGACGGAUACUUCAUAACAGAAGAAGGAGAUGUUCACAAACCGGCAGCAAGUCUCACAGAAAAAAAACAAGCAGAAAAGAUCAAGGAAAAAAUUCAGAAAAUGAAGGAUAAAAGAAAAAUCAAGGAUAAGUUAGGUAAAAUGAAAACCCUCGGAGAGAGUGAUUCAGAAGAUGAUGCUGCAGUGUGGGUCAAGAAAAGUCGACAGAAACAAAAAGAAAAGGAGUUAGCAGAAAAGAGGGCCAAGCAGUUAAUGGAACUGGAUGAAGCGUUUGGAUUGGAGGAUAUUGUGAAGGAUGAAUUUAAAGACAACAAAAAGGAGUACACAUCGAGGGAUUUGAGAGGUUUGAAGGUGGAACAUUCCACUGACAGAUUUAAAGACGGACAGUCCAUCAUCUUAACACUUCAGGACAGAGGAGUUUUAGAUGAGGAGGAAGGUGACACUCUCAUCAAUGUUAACCUCGUGGACGAUGAAAAGGCAGAGAAAAAUGUGGAACUAAAGAAGAAGAAACCUGACUACAAUCCGUACGACACUGGAGAUGUGGAUGAAUACGGAAUGUUCAAAGAAAAGAAUGUGCUGGAUAAAUAUGACGAAGAGAUAGACGGGAAAAAGAGGGAGAAGUUUGAGUUGGGAUCUGGUGGAAAAUAUAAUACUGAUCCUGAUAAACAGAUGGAUGAAAUUCGCAGACAGCUGCGAGAGCAAAGUCAGAGUCUGGGCGGGGUUUCCCUGAACCCCAUCAACGAGUACCUCACCCCACAGGAAUUAGCCGAGGCUGCAAAGUUUAAAAAAGUCAAGAAGAAAGUAAGAAAAAUCAGGAAGAAAGAAGUAUUAAAAGCAGAUGACCUGCUUCCUCUUCCCAAUGUAGGCCAAGAUGACACUGAUUAUGGAUCAAGAUUAAGAGGCAAGGGAUAUGUGAAUGACCCAGAGGAUUAUAAUGAAGGUGAUGGUGAAACAGGCUAUGAGAAUGGUUAUGGUCAGGCAGCUCCCAUCGUUAUUGACUACGCCCAUGGUCACACAGCGGUCAGUGUCAAUGAGCAGCGUAUGGAAGUGGACGAGCCUGAGGAAGAGGAGGACUUACUUGGGCCAGAUGAGGAUCUCAGUAACGUUAUUGUAGAUGAAGAUGAGGCAGAAAAAGAGUUACACUCGGCUCUGUCAAAAGCCAGAAAACUGAAACAGAAGAAGGAAGGACCCGGCGUCCACAAGAUUGUGGAACAGGUGCUCUCUAAGGUAAAGAUAGAGGCAGAUGAUGAGGCCCUCCAGGACGGGAACAUUGUCCUGAAUGCUACGUCCGAGUUCUGUAGAACACUGGGUGACAUUCCCACCUAUGGUCAGUCCGGGAAUAGAGAGGAGGACCAAGAAGAACUGAUGGAUUUUGAGAAGGAACUUGAAGAACGAAGGAAGAAAGAGGAGGAGGAACAGAUAUCGGGGUGGAAUGUUGUGGAGAUAGAUGAGACGCCUGUUAACAUCACAGGAGAUGACCAGGCUGUGCUGGAUGAAGAACCAGUCGUGAGUGCCGGAGUAGGAGCAGCUCUAGAACUCGCCAAAAAGAAAGGUUACAUUGAAGACGACGAGAAGAAAGCGGCGGGAGUGAGGAGCAGUAAAGCCAAGGCCGAGCUGGAAGUUCAGAAUUACUCCAUAGAGGAUAAGCGAUAUGAUGAUUUAGACGAGAAGUACAACAGGAAGAGGGACCGAUACAGUGGAGGGGGUGGGAUGAUUCAAGACUUCAAAGAAAAAGACAGUUAUAAGCCGGAAGUUAAGUUAGAGUACGUGGAUGAUAGCGGUCACAUGCUGAACCGAAAAGAGGCUUUCCGGCAGCUCUCGCACAGAUUCCACGGAAAAGGCUCGGGUAAAAAGAAAACGGAGAAACGAAGCAAAAAACAGCAGGAGGAACAGCUGAUGAAGCAGAUGAGUUCAACAGACACCCCCCUUGGUACCCUGAACAUGCUGCAGGAAAAGCAGAGAACAGAAAAGUCUCCUUACAUUGUGCUGUCGGGAUCCAAAGGGUUUUCAUCAAAUUCCAUCAUUAAACCAAGUCAAACUUGAAGUCUGUUGAAAUAUUUGGAGCACAUUUUCAUGACUACAAGUCCCGACUUUUUAAAUGGUACGGAUGUGCGACGUUUUAAAUGGUAUGGAUGUGCAACUCUUGAAAUGGAUGUGCUGGACAGUUGAAUGACAGUUUACUCAUGAAGAGUAUGGCAUUUCAAGGACCCUACAAGAAUUUCAUGUACAGUGCAUCUGUAAUAUAUUUUGUGAUCUUAGUAUAAUUCUUGAUCUUUUGAGCAAUUCUCGAAAAUUGAAUAAUGCCAAUAAAUAUGGAUAUACAUGUA
This is a messenger RNA of Ostrea edulis (European flat oyster), 2810 nucleotides long. RefSeq names its product U4/U6.U5 tri-snRNP-associated protein 1-like. The transcript is spliced from 19 exons. NCBI's taxonomy places the organism in Eukaryota, Metazoa, Mollusca, Bivalvia, Ostreida, Ostreidae. Gene Ontology annotation, cellular component: U4/U6 x U5 tri-snRNP complex. Gene Ontology annotation, biological process: mRNA cis splicing, via spliceosome; maturation of 5S rRNA. The record is from RefSeq and is a predicted model, not a curated record. The coding region runs from base 118 to 2526 and encodes 802 amino acids.